Molecule: messenger RNA, 1163 nt
Organism: Neurospora tetrasperma FGSC 2508
Lineage: Eukaryota; Fungi; Ascomycota; Sordariomycetes; Sordariales; Sordariaceae
Exons: 3
Coding region: 202-1017 (271 amino acids)
Biological process (GO): carbohydrate metabolic process
Molecular function (GO): hydrolase activity, hydrolyzing O-glycosyl compounds
Source: RefSeq, a predicted model, not a curated record
UCAUCCGUGUAAUGUUCCAUCCUAUAAUCGAUGGGUUUCUAUAGUACCACCCUCAACAGCAUUGUGAGUGUCGGAGGAAGUCCUGGUUGUCAAGUUAAAAAAGAGAGAGUAAUCGCAACGGAAUUCAGCCGAACUGGAUGAGUCCUUACCAACUCGCUCAACCCUUCAGGAACACCGAGUCUCGCCAAGAAACCCGCCAACAUGAGGAGGUCCUUCCAACACCCCCUCACCCUUCUCCUCCAAACCAUCACCAUCCUCUGCCUCUUCCCAUCUGCCCUCGCCUCAUCCAAGACCCUUUUAAUCCCCUCCACAUCCUUCAACUCCACCACCACCUUCAACACCUACUGGUCCCUCAACUACCCCUGGGGAACCGACCACAAUGGCGCCGCGCGCAUGUCCCCUUCCCAAGUCUCCAUAUCCCCCUCUGCUGACGGCACCUCAAGCACCCUCACUCUAACCGCCCACCGCGUCACCGGCCAAAAACCCGCUACCCACGGCGGCAAACAGAUCCCCAUCAAGUACCUAUCCGGCGCCAUCCACGCCAAGCAGCACUUCACCAUCACUUCUUCUUCCUCUUCUGGUGCUGGUGCAGUGUCAGGCUACGAUUUCUCAGCCGAGUUCCGCGCCCCCGUUGCGAAGGGGACCUGGCCUGCGUUUUGGUUGACGGCUGUCAACGGGUGGCCGCCCGAGAUUGAUAUGGCGGAAUGGAAGGGGAGCGGCAAGAUUAGCUUUAACACGUUUAAUACCAGUAGUCAGGUCAUGACGCGGGAUGUGGUUUAUGGCCCGAAUGGGAGUGAGAAGGAGUGGCAUAGGGUUGUGUGUGAGAUUAGGAGGGAUGGAAGGAAUGGUGGAAAGGAUGUGGAGGUGAGGUUUUGGAUGGAUGGGCAGCUAGUGGUAACGCAGUGGGGGAAGGGGAUUAUCAAUCUCCAGAUGGAAGGGUCGUCGGGUUCGCCUGGUCCUGAAGUGGACACUUUGUAUCAAGUCCGAAAUCUUGAGGUCUGGAGCUAUGGUGACUGAGCCGUGAGAAGAGGAGUUGCCCCUUCAGCGAAGAGAUGUCCAAGAUCCGAGGCACGCAGAUAUCCUGGUAUUUAGUCCGAAAUGAAAACGAUGGCUUUUGGUAGAUGAACAACCUAACUGAAAAAAGAAAAAGACUUGUUCAUCAG